AUGAGUCAAGGUUCUAUUCAGAAUUAUGAAUACAUUGCUACCCACAUCAGUGAUUACAUUAAGGAAGGUAAUUUCUUUGAUGCUUUUAAAAUCGAAGACAUCAAAAAGAUCAUGAAAAUUUCAAAUAUAACGGCUACCGACUUCAUUGCUCUUCUUAAGCAGUCCCAUCCUACUAUCAAAGCAAAUGAAUUAUAUGCAUGUGCUUGA
This is a messenger RNA of Trichomonas vaginalis G3, 207 nucleotides long. RefSeq names its product protein ubiquitination. The transcript has a single exon. Bases 1 to 207 code for a protein of 68 amino acids. Lineage: Eukaryota; Parabasalia; Trichomonadida; Trichomonadidae. The record is from RefSeq and is a predicted model, not a curated record.